Messenger RNA from Zophobas morio, 648 nucleotides. Its product is annotated as putative zinc finger protein 66. Gene Ontology annotation, biological process: regulation of transcription by RNA polymerase II. The coding region runs from base 1 to 648 and encodes 215 amino acids. Gene Ontology annotation, cellular component: chromosome. The record is from RefSeq and is a predicted model, not a curated record. NCBI's taxonomy places the organism in Eukaryota, Metazoa, Arthropoda, Insecta, Coleoptera, Tenebrionidae. Gene Ontology annotation, molecular function: chromatin insulator sequence binding. The transcript has 2 exons.
AUGCGUGCACUUCACACGACGGCGCGGCAUUUGCCCGAAGACAAAGUUCAGUGGUUGCAAUGCGACCACUGCUCGGCCAAAUUCAGGCAAAAAUCCUGCUUGACCGGCCACAUAAUCGCCAAGCAUUUACCCGAAGACGAAAUCCAGUGGUACCAGUGCGAGCACUGCUCCCAGAGAUUCAAGUUCAAAAAUAACCUAAAUACCCACGUUAAACUGAAGCACUUGCCGGAGAACGAGGUCCAGUGGUUUUACUGCGAGUUUUGUCCUUCGAAGUUUAAAAUUAAGCAAGGGUUGCGGCGACAUAUGAAGUCUUGUGGGGCUAAAGCUGGUUUCAAGGGGGUGAAGUGCGAGUUUUGCACGUCUAGGUUUAAAAACAAGAGGUGUUUGGAUUAUCACGUUAUGGUGAAGCAUACGCCGGAAGAUCAGAUCAACUGGCAUCAGUGUGAGCAAUGCGUUGCCAAGUUUAAGCAGAAGUCGCACUUGAAGAGUCACGUUUUUGCCAAGCAUCUGCCAGAGGAGGAAGUUCGGUGGUUUAAGUGUGAGCAUUGUCCGAAGAAGUUUAAAUGGAAAAGUAUUUUGACGGGGCAUCUCAAGGUACACGAGAAACAGGCUUCAGAGAAUUGUUUUCAGAAAGAAGACGUGCAGUGA